This is a messenger RNA of Ylistrum balloti, 2118 nucleotides long. Its product is annotated as E3 ubiquitin-protein ligase TRIM45-like. The transcript has a single exon. The record is from RefSeq and is a predicted model, not a curated record. Bases 1 to 2118 code for a protein of 705 amino acids. Gene Ontology annotation, molecular function: zinc ion binding. NCBI's taxonomy places the organism in Eukaryota, Metazoa, Mollusca, Bivalvia, Pectinida, Pectinidae.
AUGUCCGAUAUACUGAUGGCCUUCAGAAAAGCUGUUAACAAAGCUAAAUUGAAUGAAGAGGAACAGAAACAUGUCCGCCAAUGCUUCAUCUGUAAUGAAGAUUUCAAAGACCCUAGACUUCUGGAUUGUUACCACACAUUUUGCUUCGAGUGCAUUAAAGAAUAUAUAGACGUUAACUCCAAAGGAGAUAAAUUCAAAUGUCCGCUAUGUACAACGGAGACAAACCUCCCGCAAAAAGGACCGGACGAGUUUGAAAAGAAUUGCUUCGUUGGAGAUUUGCGAGCAGGCGAUGGAAAGGGCGGAAAUGAGAAACAAUCAUGUGAUGUAUGUUAUAAAGCAAGGGCAACAUCAUUUUGCUACGAAUGUAACCAGAACUAUUGCCAAUUUUGUGUUUCUUUUCACGAAAAAUUUCAAAUCACUCAGGAUCAUAACGUUGCGGGACUGGACGAAACAGGGACACGAAAGGUGAAACGAAAGGUGAAAUGCCCGACACACGAAAAGAACGAGAUUCAGUAUUUCUGUGAGCAAUGCAAGAGUCUUAUUUGCGUUGACUGCAUGAUGACCACGCAUAAACACCACAAAUCUCGCGAUGUUGUGGAGGUAGCCAACGAAUUUAGACGUGAUUUGGCAUUAGAAAUCAACAAAGAGGAAUAUUUUCAACACCUCGAAGCUUUGAGUGAUUAUAGCAAAAAUAUGAAAAAGAAACGUGAAGCAAAUGAUGGAAACGAAGAUAGGCUGAUGAAGUCUGUUGAAGAACAGCUGGAAGCCUUUCAAAAUGUUUUAAAUGAUAUAAAACUGGACUUCAUUAGUGAGAUUUCCGAUACAGGAAUGGCUAUUCAAAACGAGGCAAAGGAUGGAAGGAAUACAAUGGAAAGACGAUUCAAAUCCUUCGCGGCAAUUUAUUUCUUUAGCAAGCUUUUGCUCGAUCAAGCUGAUGACACAGCAGUUGUAUCUCACACAGUAAAUCUUAGAAAGCGUCUGGAGACCCUUAGUGCUGACAAUACAAGUAGAAAGAAAAUGGAAUCGGAAAGUGGCAUCGCCUUUGAGCCAGGCAAACUGGAUAAAUCUAUAUUGAAAGAAUUAUUUGGUAAGCUACACGAUCCCAGCUCAGAAGAAAAUGAAAAAUCAAAUGAUGAAAAAGCAACUGAAAAACCAUUAUUGAUAUGCAAAUUUGAAUGUCCACCUGGGGACUGUGUCGUUUCUGGCAUAGCUCCAACCGAUAAUGAUAUGGCAUGGGUUUGCAUGGGGGCUGAAUCGGUUUUGCACUUGUUCACUCUAGAAGGAGCCUGUAAAAAAACGGUAUCGUUUAGUCAUGUGUUAGACGAUGUGACUUACAUGAGUGGACGAGGUUACCUCACGUCCAACGGGGCAAAAAUGGUCCGUGCGGUGGAUGCGAAUGGUCGAAAAUCUGUAUACACAAAAGCAGAAAUGUGUGUUAGAGGUAUAGUAGCAGACACAACAAAAAACCUGCUUUUCGUUAGCUGUGUUGAAAACGACGUGUUCUUUGAUGGCAAGCUUGACGAUAUUUCAUCCAUAAUUUCUAUAGAAAAGAAUGAAGGAAUUGCAAGCAUACCAAUGAGCCGUGACGUUCCGUAUCCUGCAAGACUGGCUUUAAAUAACAAUAACAUUAUCAUUUCUGAUUGGGUAGCACAGGCUGUUAUCAUACAGGACAACCAAGGUAAAACAACGGCAUGCUACCAGGGAGACAAAGAUAACGAAGGAAAAAAAACUGACUUCAAUCCAAGAGGCAUAUGUGUGGAUGAAAACGGAUACAUUUAUGUGGUCGAUAUUGAGACAGACACCAUUCAAAUGCUGGACUCUACAGGAAAAUAUCAGAAAGAUUUUCUAAACAAAGACGAUGGAUUAGAAAGUCCUUGGUCUGUCGCGUGUGAUGCAGCUAGUCGACUCUGGGUCGGCUCUCAAAAUGGAACCAUAAUGAUAUUUAACUUGUCCUUGACAGGCACAUCUGGUUCUUCUGAAAGUGACAAAACACGGUCAUCGACUCCGGAUCAGAGAGGUUUGUCAGGAAACAAGAGCAGAUCAGACACUAGCUCUAAAGCUGGAAGUCGUAACGGGCACUCGAGAGGCUCUACCGGAAGUAACGAGAGCGGAAAAUGA